Colletotrichum scovillei is the source of this 2235-nucleotide messenger RNA. RefSeq names its product glycosyl hydrolase family 3 N terminal domain-containing protein. The transcript has 5 exons. Lineage: Eukaryota; Fungi; Ascomycota; Sordariomycetes; Glomerellales; Glomerellaceae. Bases 1 to 2235 code for a protein of 744 amino acids. Gene Ontology annotation, biological process: glucan catabolic process. The record is from RefSeq and is a predicted model, not a curated record. Gene Ontology annotation, molecular function: beta-glucosidase activity.
AUGGUCAACAACUUGAUUUCAACGUUGGCGACGGCCCUUGCUGGCCUCACGCUCUGCGCCGCUCAAGAUAGCUAUACCAAUGAGACAGAUCCUUACUAUGGCCAAAGUCCAGCUGUCUACCCCACACCCGUGGGAAACGGAACGACCAAUGAGAAAUGGGCCACAGCGUACCAGCGCGCAAAGUCCCUCGCCGCUCAGAUGACAGUCGAGGAACUCGCAAACUUCACCCACGGCUGGGGUGGCCUCUGCACCGGCAACACAGGCUCCGUUCCUCGUCUCGGCAUCGAGCCCAUCUGCCUCCAAGACGGCCCCGAUGGCGUCCGCGCGCAGGAAUUUGUCUCGGCGUUCCCCUCCGGCAUCCACCUCGGCGCGACGUGGGACAGGAACCUCUCGUAUGCCUACGGCGAGGCCCUGGGCGCCGAGUUCCGCGGCAAGGGUAUCAAUGGUCUGAGUAAUGAUCCGUACCUGUCGUCUGUUGGCGUCGGUGGUAUUACCAAGGGCAUGCAGGACGCUGGAACCAUUGCGUGCCCGAAGCACUGGAUUCUCAACGAGCAGGAGUACCGCCGGAACCCAAGUGUUGAGGAAGGAGAGGCCGGAUCAUCCAAUGUUGACGAUAGGACGUUGCAUGAGCUCUAUGUUUUCCCGUUCAUGGAUGCGUUGAAGGAGGGCGCUGCGUCGGUUAUGUGCUCUUACAACCGCGCCAACAACUCGUACGGCUGCCAGAACUCCAAGUUGCUCAAUGGAGUUCUCAAGACUGAGCUCGGGUUUGAAGGGUUCGUUGUCAGCGAUUGGGGCGCACAACACGCCGGCGUGGCAACCGCAAACGCAGGUCUCGACCUGGUCAUGCCGAACGAAGCUUUCUGGGGCGCAUCCCUCGUCGAGGCAGUCAACAACGGCAGUGUCACCCGCGAGCGCGUCGAGGACAUGACGACAAGGAUCCUCGCGGCAUGGUAUUACAUCGGUCAGGACAGCGACGACUACCCCGCUGUCGGCGCCUACUCGAACCUUCAGAAGCACGCGCCCGUCGACGUGCAGAAUGGUCACAAGGCAAUCAUUCGCGAGAUCGGCGCCGCCGGUACAGUGCUCGUGAAGAACGUCAAUGGCACGUUGCCGUUCAAGAACCCUAAGUUCUUGACGGUGUACGGUUACGAUGCUACCUUGCCUCCCACACCGUGGGGCAGCACGAGCUAUGGCCCGUCAUGGGGUACCGUACUGGCGGAUACCUUCAAUGGGACAUUGCUUUCUGGCGGCGGCUCCGGAACGACGACGCCGCCGUAUGUUAUUACUCCUUUCCAGGCCAUCCAGGACCGUGUUAUUGCGGACGGCGGGGUGGUCAAGUGGGAUUUCUACUCUGAGAACCCGCAGCCCAACUACGUCAACUCGGAGGCAUGUCUGGUCUUUAUCAACGCGUGGGCUUCGGAAGGGUAUGACCGACCCAGCCUGACGGACGAAUUCAGCGAUAACUUGGUCAACAACGUCGCGGCCAACUGCUCCAACACGAUUGUCGUGCUGCACUCUGCCGGAACCCGCGUUGUCGAAGCCUGGGCAGACCACCCCAACGUGACAGCAAUCCUCUUCGCCGGCCUACCCGGGCAGGAAUCGGGCAACUCCCUCGUCGACAUCCUCUACGGCGACGUCAAUCCCAGCGGUAGACUCCCCUACACCGUCGCCCGCGCCGAGUCAGACUACGGAAACCUCCUCAACUCGACCGUCGAAGCAGGCCCGUUCCCACAGGACGAUUUCACCGAGGGCCUGUUCAUCGAUUACCGCGCCUUCGACCGCGACGGCAUCUCGCCUCGCUACGAAUUCGGCUUCGGGCUAUCGUAUACUACCUUUGGCUACUCUUCCCUCUCCGCGAGUCCCGCGUCGGGCGUGAGCGCCGGCGUGCCGGAUCCGAGCGUCGCGAUCGUGCAGGGCGGACACCCCGCCCUCUGGGAGGAAGUCGUCUCCGUGAGCGUGACGGUGCAGAAUACGGGCGGCGUGGGCGGUCACGAGGUCGCGCAGCUGUAUGUUGGUAUUCCCGUCGAGGGCACGCCCGCGAAGCAGUUGAGGGGCUUUGAGAGGGUGUAUGUCGAGGCAGGCGGGAGCGCGACGGUGGAGUUUGCGCUGACGAGGCGGGAUCUGAGCUUUUGGGAUGUGAGUGCGCAGCAGUGGCGGUUGAGUGAGGGUGAGUACGGUGUUUGGGUUGGGGCUAGUAGUCGGGAUUUGAGGGUGAAUGGGACAUUUACUAUUUGA